UCGGGGAGGUUAGAUCGGGUUCGCGCACCCCUCCCCCCGGAUGCGAAUGCUCGGUGGUACGGCACACCGCGACGGUCGACAGACGGUAGCGGAUACGCGGCGUGGAGUCGCGCGACUACGUCAGUGCCGCCGUGCCCCGGACUCGCGUCCUUUCUCGCGCGCUCGCUGGCGAGCGUCGAUCGUCGUCGUCGCCCCGUCGAGUCGAUCUCGCCCUCGCCCCGGUAACGGGGGCGAGCCUCGCUACGCCCGCACAUCCCAGCUCGUCGACUCUCAUCCCAUCGACGUCCCGCCGCCGCCGCCGUCGUCGUCGUCCUCGUCCUCGUCCUCGUCGUCCUCCUCGUCGUCGUCGUUGCCAGACGGACGCGCGGCUGGCCGUACCGUCGCAUCGUCGCCGUCGUCUUUCCCCGUCGUCGGCCGUCCGUGCAUCGUGCUCGCCGCACCUGUCGAUACCGUAACAGCAAAGGGAGCGAGGACGGCAAGCCAGCACCGUGUGUUCCCCGGCCUAGUGACCUGACCUUGGAUCGGUCCGACCAGAGUUUCAACGUACUCUCAACGCUCUCCAACCCUCGCCAUGCAUGGAUUUUGAACUUCCACUUCCAGUACGAGAGUCUGUGAAACUAGGCGCGACGCGGAACGAAACUCCCACAAUGUGAACGUACAAACAAACGCAAAUGCCCAACAAGGCACGGCCUCGUCAAGAGUGGUCUCCUCAAUCCCCCAUAGAUGUCUUGUGGAUGCCCCGCUCCACCAUGAGGCCGGCCGAGGGUGACGCGUCGGAUUGCAUUUUAGUGGUCGGCGUAUCCAGAUCGAAAAUGGCCGUCGCUUUUCUAUCGGUCGCCCUGCUGUCUCUCUUCCUCACCUUCCACAUACUCUACGACAGCGCCGUUUACAGCCUCCACGCGGUCUCCGCCGUCGAAGGACGCACGGUCGAGCUGGUUUCUCAGGUACGCGCGUCGCCGCCCCUCAUCUUCUCCAACUCCAAGGUUCACUUCCCGCGCACGAAUCGCCAUCUUCCCCAGGCCAUCAUAAUCGGCGUACGCAAGUGCGGCACGAGGGCAUUGCUGGAGAUGCUCUUUCUGCACCCGCAGAUACAGAAGGCGGCCGGCGAGGUCCACUUCUUCGACCGUGACGACAACUACGGGAAGGGUCUGGAAUGGUACCGCCGCAAGAUGCCCUACUCCUUCAAGGGACAGAUCACCAUCGAGAAGAGCCCCAGUUACUUCGUGACGCCCGAGGUGCCCGAGAGGAUCCGCGCGAUGAACGGCAGCGUCAAGCUGUUGCUGAUCGUGCGGGAGCCGGUCACCCGGGCGAUAUCGGAUUACACGCAAUUGCGCACGCACGCCGCGACCGCGUCCACAUUGACCAACGGCACGCCGCAACAACAGCAGCAACAGCAGCAGCAAGUGGCGCGUACAUUCGAGGAGCUUGUUAUGCGACCCGACGGUACCAUCAACGAGUCCUACAGACCGGUCGCCAUCUCCCUCUAUCACACCUAUAUGCAUCGUUGGCUGGAAGUGUUCCCCAGGGAGCAGAUUCUCAUAGUGAAUGGCGAUCAAUUGAUCGAGGAUCCGGUACCUCAGCUGCGCCGAAUCGAGAAUUUCCUCGGGCUAGAGCCGCGCAUCGGUCGGCACAACUUCUACUUUAACCACACCAAGGGCUUCUAUUGCCUGAGGAACGAGACUUCGGAGAAGUGUCUGAAGGAGAGCAAGGGGAGACGUCAUCCGCGCGUCAGUCCGAUGGUCGUGACAAAGCUGAGGAAGUUCUUCAACGAGCACAAUCAACGCUUCUACGAGCUCGUCGGUGAGGAUCUCGGCUGGCCGGAAGAAUAACCAUCGUGGAAAGUCCCGACUCGUUCGUUACGCGACGCGAGUCGCGUGUGCAUCCAGCGGCGGGCAUGAUCGUUCAAAAAUCAAAUACAUUAUCAUCCUCUAUCCCCUAUCGUCCUCUCGCCGAAGAAGGUAAUAUCGCUGCCGAUCAUCGAUGGAAAUUAACCGCGGGUCGAAGAACUGACGUCGUCGACCAAGACUCUUCGGCAUUACAUCGUUUCGAUCAGCGAUAUUCUUCGGGGACACCGACAAGGAUAAGUAAUUCAUUAUUGAUUAUCGAUUCCUUUAUUCUCGUUAAAGAGGUUUAAUGCGCUGAUGUUUCACGAUGAAAGUAUACCGGCGCCGUUAUUAGCGGGAUGCAUGCGAGACCGAGCAUCUUGUUAUUGCAUUAUCAAACAUGUAAGCGUAUAUACAAAACAGGCGCACACAGAGGAAUACACAUAUACACAUACGCGCACACACAGAGACAGACAGACACUGACACAAAAGUUACAAUAACGCCGGCCAAAAUAAAAUAGAGACGCGGAUCUGCGAGACGGACGCGAUCGCCUCGUGGAUUCGCGCGGCAUGCGGAUCACAUUGGUCCGUGACUUUACAUAUCAAUUUUACAUAUCGAUAGUUUACAUAUCAAUAGGUUAACUAGUUCGUAUGACAAAGAUUGAAUAUUUUUAUAAUCCACAUUGGAAGUUGUUAUAUCGCUUAUGUCGUUAAGGAUAUUACGUAACGCGAAGGAUUCUCGCGCGAUCAUGAAGAUCGUAAGUUUUAUUUAUCGCGCCUCGCGCAUGCACGAUUCACUACCCUAAGUAUAGAAAGAGGAGUGUAAUUAUUAUGCCAGUCUACUUUUUUUUUAGAGAAACCGAGAGAGAAAGUCGAACGCAAUAUUUUCUUUCCCGUCUCCUCUAAGUUUAUCUCUUCUCUUUCUCUCUCUCUUUUUCUCCCGGCAGAAAAACGCGAACGUUCUUCUCCAUCGUUCUCUGACACUGGAUAUUGGCGCAAGCGUUCCUCUGGGAACACGAAGAGAGAAGUAGGGUGGAAUCCGACCAACCGCGAAUAAACUCGUCAGCGGCAGCAUAGACGGAACGGUUCGCCGAGGCUUUAUCGUAGAAAUCUUUAUAAUCGAUUAUUCUCCAAAUCUCCCGAUGGAGCUUGAACAUGUAACGUUCUUUAUACGUAGUAAAUUUCUAUCGAAUGAGACCGAGUAUUACACAUGUGUAGCGAAAGCAAUGCGACAACGGGAACUCCAUCAUGAAUUUAUUACAACAGUACGAAAAGCCCUCCCUUUGUCGUUGAAAGAGCUUUUAAUUAUUACCCGGGAUAAUUAAUAAUUUGACUCGUCGUCGACGAGGAUGAUGGACGUCGCGAGACGUAACUAGUACGCUUUAAUACAAUAUGCUUGCGGAUUUUGAAAGGCACAUUAAACUUUGUAAUAACGAGAGAGAAUCAUUAUUAAAUACCUGAACAAUUUUACGGAAAUUUUUAUAUUUUUCUCAAAAUCCUCUUUUUUAAUGUGGAUCAUGGCUGAUGAGGAUCACCGACGAUUGGAGACGAUUACAAAGUAUAUAUAUGUUAUUGGGAACGCGGGGAAAACAAGGGAGAUGAAAGAAGCGAGUCGUAGUAAGCGAGAGCUUGCCGCUUAGCGAGCAGGCUCUUCUCUCGGAAGGAUACGGCGCGCUGCCAUAAAUAAUCCGCUUUGCGGCGCAAGUGAGUCGUGCAUGCGCGGCAAAAUGCACCGUGCGUUAAUUCGUGCGAUAAAUACCGAUCGCCUGGGCUCCGUUUCAGCGGCCGGAGAUCUCGGGGAAUCGGAGUAAUCGACGUUCCGAGGCCAAGUGCGUCAAUUUUCUUUGCGCCGCGAUUAUUUUCCAACGAACAGGCACUACUACACCUAUUAUCCGAUAUCUUCGCAAUUAGAACAUUUAGAACACGUUCGGUGUCAUCGACUUGGAAGCUUGAAGCAAAAAGGAGGCGAUUCACGCCGGUUAAAUCAUUUCCAACGAGAGGAGAGAGAGAACGUUUAUUCUUGGUACUGGAGCGGAAUAAGCUCCCCGAGCUUAUUUCUAUUAAUCUGUUUUCACAGUUGUGAUUAUUUAGAAGCGAAGCUCCGCUUUACGCACACCGACUUCGUUAAUUACCUCGUCGCUGCAAUUUGCCCGCCCGUCACAAAUGGGUAUAACGUUGUUGCGCGGCUCGAUCAUCGGUUUCGUCGAAAGCCCAAUCCGACGAGGUCUCGUCAACGGCAAUUUCGAGUCUCGAGCAAUUCGGGCCUCAAAGAGAGCCCGUGCGUCUCGUCGUCGUCGAUCCUCCUUUUCGCCAUACACGCCGCGCUUUGAUCAAAUCUCUGCUCUCUCUGCGGGGACUCGGUUGCAUUCGGUGUAAGUUGUAAUUUCCGCAAACAACCUUUGAUUCUCGUUGGAUUACCUCACCGGUUAGGUACGGGUUUAUAGAGCACUCGGGAUGCGAAUCUUUCGCGAUUAAUACACGAGCGAGAGAGUUUCCCCGCCGAUAGAUUAUCUCUCUCUCCCUCUAUACGCUUUCUCGAACAAUGUCGGAUCGAUAGAGUCGGAACGAGCGAGCAAUUGUUAUCGCAAGUAAAUUUUCAAUUAGCAGAUUAAUACCGCGGCGUGACCGAGGACGAAUUCGAAAACGUCACGCCAUCGGUCUUUUUGCGACUCCCCCCGCAUAAUCUUGCGGACGAAUAUUUAAUUUCCUUGACUAAUAACCGUAGCGAGUUUUGUUCGGUGCUGCACGCGUGACACGCAAUCGCUUUUCCACGGCUUUAAAACGCACAUAUCGCUCGAUAUUCCUCCUCGUGACGAGCGAAAGGGAUCGCGUUACGACUUCCGACCUCCGCGCCUAAUUAAGGAACUUGCAGACCUUCUUUAGGGAAGUCGCGGCACGGCUCGAUAAGCUAAGAAGCGUUAGCCGCGGUCACGUUAACCAUCUCGCACGCUCGGUUACGCUCGUUUAAACAGUCGAGGGAAUAUUUUUCAUUUAAUUUCGCAUUCUCUAACGAGCGAUAGCGUUUUUUUGAGAUCGCAGCGGUAUUUAAUCGCCCGAUCGAUCGUCUCCUUUCUACUUUUUCAUUUUCGAAGAGCGAGCAGAAAGAGAUUUCUCGAAUGAGAAUUGGCGCGCCGGCCAGAUAUAUAGUUACGUUUUCGAUUAUAAUAAUGUCCGGGCAACGACGAUGGAAUCGCCAAGAGCGAAAGCUCUUUGUGAACGAAUAUUAAAUUACCGCGACUUUAAUAAAUCUCCCGCCGAAUCAUCUAUCCGUUGGCCGUCGUUAAAAUUACGGCGCGAAAAAAUAUCGUCUCCGGAGCGGAGCAAGAUAAAUAUUGUUCCUUUCCGUCUCUCUCGUUACUGCAAGGGAACGAAUAGAAGUUUCAUUCCCCGGCGCGCAUCGCGCGCGAUCACGAUAUUCUCCCUCGGCCUGCUCCGCGGCCCCGGUCUCGGGCAUUCACCCCGACUUUAGUGGCGUUAACAACCCCCCUUCCCUCCUUCCUCUCGGGAGGGGGCGAGGUGCUCUCUUUUUCAUCUCUUUUUUUUUCUCCAUUCGUCGAUGUCCGGUCAAUCUACGGGGAUUUCACACGGCGGCCCUGUGCCAUUUGCCGGGGUGUCGCGCGAAAACAAAUAUUUUCAACGCCGAAGUUAGCGCGGGAGCCUCUGUAAAUAUGUCAUUUCGUUCCUUCGCAUCUUCCGGAUGAAAUAUGAAACGACAUGGAACGGCCACCUGGCGAGAUACAGAUGUCGAACGUGUAAUGUACCUUGUUACGUAUACACCGGAGGUGUCCGACGACCUAUAAAAUGUAACACACAUCGCGCUGCCAUGGAAGUAGAAAUUGAAUUGGGGUCUUUCGGAAACAGCUGCCCGCGCCCGGAUAACCCCUUUGCUUUGACUGAUCGAUAUUGCUCGCCAUUCACGUGGACGUCCAGCGAAAUGUACGCAGAUCCCGCGGAUCCCUCUUGUCCCUUUCGUCUCCAUUACGGAUGCACCCUCUACGGAGCGGAGCCGAGAUGAAUAUGUAUUUUCCAGCGAGCGCGCGGCACGCGAAAGCACUGAAAUUUAUAAAGACCCCGUAGCAGGUAUCCCGUACCAUUUCCCAAACUAUUUCCUCGCUUUUCGUGUAAUAACGAUCCCGUGUCCGAGAUAUUUAGCCUUGAAGAUGACGGACGAUUUAUUCGCGAAAAAUUCUUGUCCAAGAAAAAUCCUCCGAAACUUUCCGAGUAUUUUCCGCACACUAUAUAUAUAUAUAUAUCUCUUUCUACCUUUUUAAAUAUUUUCCGGUUCCUUCUUCUCCAUUAAUACCGAUACCCGGACAAUGAAAUAGCCUGACACGGUCGCGAGAGGCGCUUCUUUUCGCGUGUGAUGAAUAUGCAUUUUAUGCAAAAUGCAUCCGCGCUCGCCUCGACUUAAGUCGAGGAAGAAGAAGCGCCGGACUACGAAGGUAUCGCAGGAAGGAAGGGUUCGCGUAACGAUCUCGAGAAGUCGCCGCGAGUAAAGGAAUUAUACGGAAUUAUGAGGGCGUGGAUUCUGAUCUAACUAUCCGUGAAUCCGAAUAUUCAAUGCGGAGGUCACCGACCUGCGGCACUCCGGUAAAGUCCGGGAAAGGAAAUAGGAAACUGUACAACGUAUCAGGAAAAUCACGUAAGGAUAGACAAGAACGGGGAAGGGGGGGAGAGGAGAAAAAAUGUCACCCCCCGAGGGAAGAAAUUUUACGGCGCAUCGACUAUACGGGGUAUCUCCGAGCGCGUUAUACUACCGGCAUGAUAAAAUUCAGAAUCGAUUCUCCCUUAAUCGCGUAUUACUAUGCGAUACCCGACGUGAACGGCGAGUUACUUCGGGUCUCGGGGGAUAAUAAUAACGCGGUAAUCAACCCUCGAGAAGUUUCGUGGAAUGGCGGCUUAAUAAUGCACGCGAAAUGCUCCCGGUAUCCACGUGUCGAACCAAUGACGAAAUUGAAUCGCAAUAUUCGCGAUCGUUUUGCUAAAUCACGCGAUAGAUUUCGGAUCAAUAUAGGAUAGAAGCUAUUUUAGCCAUUUCAACGUUUUUUUUUUUUUCUUAAUCUCGGUUUAAAUGACUAAACAGAAGCAUUAACGUACUAAAAAGAUUUUGAAUACUGGUUCCUAUAUUACACAUUACGUUUUUUAAAAUAUUUAUUACUCUGUGAUAACGUGAUAUUAUUUGAAUAAAUAUUGUCCGUAAUAACAAUACAUAUUUUUUUUUCGUGUAGCACGGCGGAAGUAAAAAUGGUGACGCGCGGCACGAAGCUAUGGAAAAAACGCGAAAAAGCGUGAAAAUAUCGCUGUUACUACGCAAAAAUCUAAUUAAUUGCCCGUGCAAACUUUUUCACGCUUUAGAUUCCGGAACCUUUAAAAAUUUUUCGACCCGCUAUUGCCGGGCCGAAAAGCGGACACAAAGGUCAUUCGUUUGCGCAUUUCGCGCGACUGCGUUUACCGGAAAUACUCCGGCAGGACGAUUACUCGAACGUUUGAAAAUUCAAAUUUUAGUGUUGAGCGUUUUUAGAACACAUAAAUUCUUAUUCGCAUUUUAAAAAGAUACGAAGUAAAUUAAUGUUUUUGGAUGAUCUUUAUACACAACUCGAGAACGUGCGUUUGAAUAUCGAGAAGAACCGAGCUAUGUGCCCUUUGCUAAAUAAUCGAUGAGAGCAACUUGAUCUUCGUUUGUCUUCGACUCGUUCCCGUUUAUUGAUCGCAACGAUCAGUUUGCUCUAUUUUCUUCCUUACCGUUAAAUCAUUGCCUUUUACUACUAUAAACGGUAUUGGACCAGCUAAAUCCGGAAAAUUGCCAUCUAUAAGCAUAAUUAAGAAGUUCGUUUUUGCAAGAGAAAAAGAUGUAUUUUCGUCCGACCCGUCCACUUGUAAGAACUCGAAACUUAUCUCCAACAAAUAAUAAACGUCCAGUACCAAAAUACACGUGUAUCUCCUAAAAAAAUUUUGCGUCUCCAGAAAUAAAAAUAUCAAAGAGGAUAUCGAAUGAUAGGUGUCAGAUUAUAUAUAAAUAUAAUCAUGAAAAUUAAAUUAGAAACGGUGUGUACGUUUUUAUAACAACAUUCUCGAAGAGAUUGACGCGCAGGGAUAGGCCUUCGAAUCUCCCGAAGCACGAAGGGGAGGUUAGACCACGGGAGGAUGAAAGAAACCAAGACAUUAACGAGUCAACAAGGAGGGUGUAUGCAAUUAUCUCUUUUUGGGGUGGCACGCACUCUCGCGCUCGGAACGUUAGCCGUUAGUCGUUAAAAAGAAAAUACAUAUCAUACUUGAUAAGGGUAGAAUAAGAAGGUCGCUCAACGAUCCUUGGAUCACUCGAAUCUAUACUUCGACAAAUCCUUGGAUCAUUGAAUUUUCGGAUCACCGGAUCCUUGGACCGUCGCGUCGGGGAGAUCCACGGAUCAUCGGAAUCGCGAAUCAUUCCUUCGCGUCGCGCUCGCCACGAACUUGUGCGUGAAUUCAUACUCGUCGAGUGCAAUUUUGCGAGAAAAAUUGCACAUAAUUCAAUGCGGUGCAAGUCCUUCCAAUAAUACUCGAUCGCAUCACUUUGUAAUGGUACAAAAAUUCAAUUUAUGACUCAAUCGCUGAGAGACACUCAAUUCGAAAAAUGAAAAACUUAUACAAGGGUGACUAAGUCGGAGGUGAAAAGUACAAAAGACAUCAACAAGCAGCAACCUUCCAACGAGAAAGAAAUUCGCCCCGGAAAGCGAGGAAUCUAUGAAUGGAGGGACAUGUAGUGGAUCUAGGAUACAAUGUGUACACGCGCGAGUUGCAACUUGCGCUUGCUUUCCGUUCCUUCUUAUCGGCUUUCGCGAGUCAACGGCGGCAGUGGAGUACACUUUCUACCACGGACGGGGGAUAUCUCAACGAGAGAGUGUCCCCCGUCCUGCCCCUUGCCAACCGGCCCAUCCUCCUUUUCCCUUCACCUUCAUCGUCUGUAUCGUGCACCCCCGCGGGAGAGCACUGAUUUAUUUAAAAGACGAAGUCGACGCGAAGCUACCGGCUCCGUCACUGCCGGCAAGAGUCGCUCGAUUCUCGCAUCCCGGGUUUCCACUUGAAUUUUUAUUUUACAAAUUUUUGUCUCUUCCGGUACACGUGCCGAUUUAUUUCCCCACAGUCAUUCACAACCGACUUUCCCUAUAUUUGGCUCGCUAAAUUUACCGCGUAGUAAACUCGAACUAAAAUUUACAUUUCCAAUUUGAACCUGUGCCCGUAGCUAAAUAUACUCCGCUUUCAUAAUUUAAGUUCGAAGUCAAACUUUAUCGGCGAUGAUUCAGACAUUAGAUUAUGACUAAUAUCUUCAAUUCUCAGCUGCUUGUAAUUCGAGCUUUAUUAAUACCUCGACUUUUAACCACACCACCAUUUUUCCCCGCGUAGACUGCAACAGUAUCUAUGCAGAUAUCUCGCGAGUAAUCCUCCGAGGAAAUUUCUCCGAUCAGGAACAAAUGGCGGAAGAACAGUGUAUAUACGUGCGCGCUCUUUGUUCGCCUAUAAGAUUCCGUUUUGUACCACGGGAGAACGUGGCGGGCGCAAUCGGCGCUCUGUCGACAAAAUAUCAGAUAUCUUAUCGAGAUGACAGCUUCUUCGAUGACUCGAACGCCGUUGUUGUUAUCUUUCAAGUUGUUCGUCUCGUAAGAACUUUUGAUAUCGCUCGCGCGAAGAAUGCUGUAUCAGAGGUGCACAAACUAAUGCGCAUUCAGCUCGAUUUAGACCGGUUUGUUAUUUUUUUGAGACGUAUAAAUCGAAUUAAGUUAAGAUAUACGAUGUUCUAAAGCACGCUGCACAUCUUUAUUUGCCAAGAGAAACGUAUAAUUAUUAUGUUGUAAUAAUAUAUGUAAGUAUAAUAACUUAUUAUUAUGUUAAGAUAUCAGAAAAGUCAUGUCUACUUUAUAAUUAUUAUUAUAUUACCACUCUCCCUGUGAUGUCAAAUUAGCAUAUCGUAACUUUUGUUCCCGCAAUAUUAAGUGCAAUAUGUCGUUACUACCACUGCAAUCUAUUUUUAUAAACGGUAAAAAUUGAAACAGCGAGAGACGAUCCAUUAUCGGUUUAUAUCAAACUGGUGAAUAAUGCGACAAGUGGGGCCAGUAUCCUUUUUUUGGAAGGAAAGAUAGUUAACCAAAGAAAGAGUGUUAAGGAUUUAGUUGGUCUCAUUCGAUCGCUCGUUUAUUUAAGUAUUUUACCAUGUCACUUGUGUGCGAUUUGUGUGAGAUUUCCGUAUUCUUUGUCCGGAUGACAAAAAGCGAGUUUGCGCGCCGCUGGUAAGGCGUAAGGAUAGACGUAAGAUAGAUUUACAAAACCGUAGCUAUACGUUAAGCAAUAAGCCACGCUAAAAGAGAAAAAAAACGAUACAUAUCAACAAUUGCCUGUACGGCGUACACGAUGUCGUUUCUCGACACGUGAGCCGGAUUAAGCGAAAAAAAAAAAAGAAGAGUGUCACAAAAGCGAGGUGUCCGUGCGGAACCGAGAACGAUCGAGAAGCAAUCGCACAAGUUACGGGGGUUGAGGGAUAACAAAAUAUCUUAUAUCGCAAGAUUUUUCUGAAAAUGUAAGUAUCCGAAUGUUUGCGAGACUAUAUAGAUGGCGGAGAUGAAACUUUUAGAAAACAUUUCGUCGAUCUUUUUAUGGCGAGCAUGUAAUCAAGCUGGACAUUCCGUGCACAUUUACAGAACGUGUUUUCGUAUUCUCUUUCAUUCGUAGUGUUUUUAUAAGUACAUCGGGUUCAAACGUAAAAAGCUUGUAUAUAUAUCUUUUUAUAUAUAUAUAUAUAC
Molecule: messenger RNA, 10594 nt
Organism: Temnothorax curvispinosus
Lineage: Eukaryota; Metazoa; Arthropoda; Insecta; Hymenoptera; Formicidae
Gene: Hs3st-A
Product: heparan sulfate glucosamine 3-O-sulfotransferase 5
Exons: 5
Coding region: 672-1829 (385 amino acids)
Molecular function (GO): [heparan sulfate]-glucosamine 3-sulfotransferase activity
Source: RefSeq, a predicted model, not a curated record